UCCAAAGGGUCACAGUGCUACACUGUUUAUUUCUCACAUUUAACAAAAUGGCAUUUGUAAUCGAAUGUAAUUCACACUCACUGGUGUCAUUAUUAUAACAGUGAAACUGAUAGGGUCAAUCUUGUCAUCGAGAUACUUUUUUUGUUGCACAUUUAUUUCACUGGUGUUGCCAUGGUGAUUUGUGUCGACUAAACAAAAGGCGAGUGAAGAAGGUGACCUUUGAAUUAUGAUAGUUGCACCUGUUUUGUGGUAGGUUCUCAUAUUAUUAGAAAUAUUUAAUCGACAAUGCAACAAAAUCAUUAUCUUGUUAAACUUUUAUGCCUACUAUAGAUACACCAGACCUAGAAGAGGCAUGUAUAAAGUGGAUUUGCCGGUGGACAACUCCUCGGAUGUGGCAGUGGAACGCCGACGGGCCGCAGAGGCUGCGCGCCAGGCUCGCAUUUUCAACACCAGACACCGAGUGAUGGGUCUGGAUCUCAAAGCACUGGAGCAACAGGUGGCGGAGAACAAAGAACGGGAGGAGAUGGUGGGUCAGCGAGAGAGGGCUUUCGACAUGUUGAGAAUGACUCAAGAUGAAGUGAUGAUGAAACAGCAGCAGGAGGAAGAGGAGAAGAGAGCAGAGUUAAACAGAGACCUCAUCCAGUACCGGGCCAUCCGACAGCGGGCAGAAGACACCCGGGAUGCUGAUCUCAAUGUUCACCUGCAGGGGGCGCUCGGGUUGUCCAUUCCCAUCCCAGAGUCUGAGCUGGGACCUGCCAGUAUGCAAGUGUUCCAGGGAGAAGGCAUUGGGGCCAAUGACAAGAGGAGAGCUCAGAUGGAGCAGACAGAGAGAGCACUACGAGCACAGAGAGAACAGAGUGAGAAACUGCAGAAGGAGAAUAAACUCAAAGAGCUACUGAAAGGCAAGGAGCUGGUACAGCAGGACCUGAGGGCUGUUCAGUUAGACGCUCUGGAAGAAGAGUGUAAGAGGGCUGGCCGCAUCGCUCUCAACAACUACAACCAUGCUCAGGCUAAGGAGUGUGUAGAGAAAGAGAGGAAGGAGCGCAUGAGGAAGGAGGGCAAGGAGAUGGCAGAGGUGUGGCACAUGGUGACAUCAGACAUCCUAACGGAAUGUCCCAAGGCUGCAGAGAGACAAGUAGACGGAGGCCCGAUGGGCGGGCCCAGGGUGCUGACGGACAGGUGGAGGGGGAUGAGCCCCGUUCAGCUGAGCGCCAUCCGCAGGCAGAGAGAGGAACAGCGCCUAGAGGGAAAGAGGCUGAGGGAGAUUGAGAGGCAGAGAGACGCUGCCUGGGACUUCCAGCGCAUGGUGCAGACCCGAGAGGAUGACGAGGAGGAGAGGAAAGCGAUGGAGCUGAAGAAGGAGAAAAGGAUGGAGAUGGACCGAUACAAUGAACAGCUGGCCAGAGAGCAGCGCGAACAUCAGCAGUUCCUGUCCAAGACGCUGUACACCAACAGACCCACGGCCCAGUACUUUACUCAGUUCAGCAGCAGCUCACGCUGAGAUGACCAACACAAACUCACCGCACAAUACUGGAUCUCAGAUUUAGACGACGUUCACAACACAACAAGCAAAUAAAGUUGAUGAUAUAGUCAUACUUGACAUGUUUUUUUGGUCUUUUUAUACCUACAAUUUAGUCACUAGGUCAAAUGUUGCAGUCUUCUGCAACUUAUCUCACGAGUUGUAUUUUCAGUAUAUAAUGGACACCGUGACUGUCUAUCUAGCUGUUCUUUUAUGUUUCAUGCACAGUAGGGAUUCAUAUCUAAUUUCUCUGAUCUUUUGAGGAUAAAACGUGCACGUCACCAUCUUUAGACAUUGAAGCUAUGAGUGAUUCUAAUGAUGACACAACGAGGGCGCCUCUUUUGGUUCCGAUUAGUCCAAGGUUCUUUAUUUAAUUCACUGUCACAUAUUUAGUUACAAGUGGCUGAUUCAUAAUGCAGAUCGUUACAAUGUCAUUGGACCCAUAACAUAUAGUACAACACCACUCCACACAGUGACCCCCUCCCUAACCAAUCAACCCGCUCCACUUCCGUCUCAACCAAUUAGCAGGAUCACACGAGCCCGGUCACAGAUCUGGUUGUGCUGUCUUGCCAACUCCUAUGACUUUAGCAUGAUAUUGACCAUAGGAGUUGGGCAUACAGCACAAACAGAUCUGGGAUCAGACUACCAAUACACUACAGUACCCUCCAAUCCCCCAGUUCCAUUGUGCUAAUGGGACCCCAAACACACCACACAGAGGGACUCGGUCUCCCCUCAGUCAGUGAAAUACACAGUAUCCGUCCCCUCCCUCCAUCCCACCCUCCUAUCCCUCCACCACGACUGUAAAUUCAUACAUUUCGUAUCCUAAUGAAGCUGAUGCUGUCAUUCUCUUCUGUAUGCAAUUAAAAUUCACUUUUCAUUUUGAA
Molecule: messenger RNA, 2403 nt
Organism: Oncorhynchus masou masou (cherry salmon)
Lineage: Eukaryota; Metazoa; Chordata; Actinopteri; Salmoniformes; Salmonidae
Gene: ribc1
Product: RIB43A domain with coiled-coils 1
Exons: 7
Coding region: 353-1501 (382 amino acids)
Source: RefSeq, a predicted model, not a curated record